Thlaspi arvense is the source of this 2010-nucleotide messenger RNA. The record is from the annotation of a GenBank genome assembly. NCBI's taxonomy places the organism in Eukaryota, Viridiplantae, Streptophyta, Magnoliopsida, Brassicales, Brassicaceae.
AUGACAGGAGGAGGAAGAAGAGUAGAGAAGAGAGGGAGCCCUUUGUUGAGAUGGAGUGUGAAACAAGAAAGGUACACCCAUGGCUUCUCACAAUCUGAUCUCCAAGCUCUCUCUGCCAUUUGUGAGGCUAUUAUGCCUCCUGUGCCGUUACAGAGCUUAGAUCUUGAGAUGAAGUUGAAGGUUUUACGCAACGAUGCCCUCUUAUCUUUCUUCAAGUCUUCUUCUGGGUCCCAUGUUCAACCUGAUGAGGUAGCAGAGGUAAUGGCGACAAAGGCAAUGACAGUGACAGUUACAGUGGUGAGAAUAGUGUUGAGACUACUCACAUUCAAAUUGGGGACGUUGCUGCUUUGCGGGUUUGUCUGUCUCGACAAGAAGAGUUGGCCCUUUCUUCUCAAAUUCUCUGACAUCUCGCUUGACAAGAGGGAAAAGGUUCUCCAGAAAUGGAACACGCAGUGGUAUAACCCUCUUGCAAGAAUUGCUUUUAUGAUGAUCAAAUCCAUCUUCUUGUUCUACUACUUCACCUGGACAAAUGAAAACACAGAAAACCCAGCAUGGGAUGCAAUUAGUUAUAGCGUGGACCUGGGUGAAAACGAGGACAUGAAACACGGAGAAAGGCCUCUAGAUAAAGGGAUCAUCGAGACGGCAAUAGAAGAUGAGAUGACCAUCAAGCAAAGUCUGAUCAACAAAGGUCUUAAAGUCACAAAGGACAGCGAAAACGACACUUACAAGAUCGAGUGUGAUGCAGUGGUAGUGGGUUCUGGCUGUGGUGGAGGAGUUGCAGCUGCAAACCUAGCAAAGUCAGGCCUUAGGGUGGUAGUUCUCGAGAAAGGGAACUACUUUGUGCCCCGAGACUACUCAACUCUCGAGGGUCCUUCCAUGUUUGAGCUGUUCGAGGCGCACAGCUUAUUGAUGACUCAUGAUGGGAGGUUCCGGUUCAUGGCAGGGUCAACUGUCGGUGGUGGCUCUGUCGUAAACUGGGCAGCGUCCUUGAAUACACCUGACGCGAUCAUCAACGAAUGGUCAGAGGAUCGAGGGAUUGCAAUAUUUGCUGGGGCGGAGUACAAGGCGGCUAUGGAAAGCGUCUGCAAGAGAAUAGGUGUCACUGAGAAGGUCACAAAAGAAGGGUUUCAGAACCAGAUUCUGCGGAAAGGGUGCGAGAAGCUUGGUUUGGAUGUGACAGUAGUGCCAAGGAAUUCAUCGGAGAAACAUUAUUGCGGUAGUUGCUCAUUUGGAUGCAAAACCGGAGAUAAAAGAGGAACGGAUUCAACCUGGCUGGUUGAUGCAGUUAAUAACAAUGCGGUGAUACUAACGCAGUGCAGGGCUGAGAAACUGAUCUUGGCUGAUACCGAUGCUCAGAAGAGAAAUGAGAGCGGACGAAGGAAAAUAUGUUUGGGAGUCACAGCUUCUCUAUCAAACCGAACCAGACAGAAGCUUCAGAUCAAUGCCAAAGUGACAGUUGUAGCUUGCGGCUCGCUUAUGACACCGGGACUGUUGACUUCGAGCGGGUUGAGGAAUCCAAACAUUGGUCGAGGUCUCCAUCUCCACCCUAUCCUGAUGGUUUGGGGCUACUUCCCAGAAAAGAACUCAGACAUGGAAGGAGCGGCUCAUGAGGGAGAGAUCGUGACUUCAUUACACUACGUGCUUGGAAUGGACUCUACAACACCAAACAUCACGCUGGAGACUCCUGCAAUAGGACCAGGUACGUUCGCAGCUCUCACCCCGUGGGUGUCUGGGUCAGACAUGAAGGAGAGAUUGGCCAAAUACGCAAGAACGUCUCAUAUAUUUGCUAUGGUUAGAGAUGAGGGUGUUGGAGAUAUGAAGGGAGGGAUUGUCAAAUACAGAAUGACAAAAGCGGACGAAGAGAACCUGGCAAUUGGGUUAAAGCAAGCACUGAGGAUCUUAGUUGCAGCAGGAGCAAAAGAGGUGGGCACAUACAGGAGCGACGGGCAGAGAAUGAAGUGUGAAGGAAUCAAGGAGGAAGACCUAGAGGCCUUUCUAGAGACGACUUGA